This is a messenger RNA of Synchytrium microbalum, 3720 nucleotides long. RefSeq lists its product as uncharacterized. The coding region runs from base 1 to 3720 and encodes 1239 amino acids. NCBI's taxonomy places the organism in Eukaryota, Fungi, Chytridiomycota, Chytridiomycetes, Synchytriales, Synchytriaceae. The record is from RefSeq and is a predicted model, not a curated record. The transcript is spliced from 11 exons. Gene Ontology annotation, molecular function: RNA binding.
AUGUUGACAAACGACUCCAACUCGACACUACCAACUGCCAAUACCAAUGACGAAUCAGCACCAGCAGAUGAACAACCAUCAUCAUCAACAUCAGUCAAAUUCCCAAUAAAUAGACGUCAUCAUAGCGUUAACAUGACCAUGGACACUGCCAAAGAACAAGAAGAACAAGCAGCAGCCGCAACCUCAAAAUCAGAACCUCAAAGCCCCAAACGAAAUACAUUGGACACUAUACCUCAGCAUAACGAUGAAGAUGAUUUGGAUACUAGUAGUAUUGUCGAGGCAGGUGCAAAUCAACAGGGUAUACCUCUUCAUCAGAGACAAGAGCAGCAAGACAUAACGGCAACGACGGGGACGACUACUUCGGCUGUUACUACAAGUACGAGUUGUUUGUCGAGUGUUGAAGCUAGUCCAACUGCUACUGAACCACAUCAGUCGUUGGUUGAUGUUGGGUCUGCGAGGAUUUUGUUUGUGUCUAAUUGCCGAGGCAAAUGGAGUGAAAUUAAUCGAUUGGUUGAUCGAACUGGUGCUUCUAUGGUUGUUCAUUGUGGGAAUUUCGGAUUCUUUGUAUCCAACGAAUACAUGAAAAGCAAGAAUCUACGGCAGAUUGUAUGGGGCUCUGCUUGCUUGAGUGAUAAUGAUCGGAAUCUUGUGCAUACGAACGACACAGCAGCGAUACGAGACAUGCUCUCAAGUCGACAGUUUCUAUCAGAAAUGUCGGAUUUUGCGUCUGGAAGGUGUCGUUUCAGUGUACCCGUUCAUGUCGUCUAUGGUUCACAUGAAGAUAUUACAAUCAUUGACAAACUAAGCUGUGGCGACUUGUCAAUCCCCAAUCUUCACUUGUUGCAUGAAGGAACUCCAACACGUCUACCAACUCAACCACCAGUCCUCUUGAUGGGGUUGGGAGGCUCACUUCUUCCAAGCUCAUUGUAUGAUCAUGCUGAUGGACAACUGGGUCAUGCUGGAGCUGGUGGUUUGAUGUGGACUACAGUAUUGCAGAUUGGACAGUUGGUUAAAGAUGCAAUGGCUGUUGGUCAUGGAGAUGAAGUACGGGUUCUUGUGACUAGUGUUGAUGCGAAUGAGUACUCGUUGUGUUCUCAACUUGCUAUGACGCUUGAGGCCGACUAUUGUGUAUGCCCUUCCAUGAACUCGCCUAUUCCAACAAUCCAAAAUGGAUUCCAGACUACCAUGAUGCGACAACUAUAUGACAAGUGUGUCGAGUUUGAUGCUGCAUACCAACGUAUCUUUUCCAAGUUGUUACGAGAGCAGAUUGAAGCUAAAGCAACUGAGUAUCAACGUGUCUUGUUACAAACUGGUGAAAGCGUCAUCAAAAAAUUGCCUGCUUCUCGAAAAGAUUAUUCGGGGUGGUGGAAUCUUCUAAUCUCAGAUAUUGCUUCUGGUAUGGUCAUGUUUGAUCUACAGAACUAUCGGAUUUCGAUGCAAAUGCAUUCCGAGGGCAUUCCAUAUGGCAACCGUGUCGCCAAAUCACCGACAACAGAAACCACCGAUGCACCAAGACUUGUGUUGCCACUCUCGCGAUCAAGAUCCGUAUUAGACUCUGCAAUACCAGGAGCAUCUCCAGUCCCAUCUCUACCAAACUCUCUUCGACACGCAGAUGCUGAAUCCACUGGAAGAUCUUCACCUGCUGGAUGGCCAGAUGCAGAGUCUGUAUCUGGGUCUGUGACUGGAACACCACUCACUCUCACACCUACUCCAUCCAUGUGGCACGAGUCAAUGUUGAUUGCUGCUGUUAAUGAUGAGAGGGCUUCACUACGACAUGGUCGUGGUAGUGCCUUGCAGAUACGACAUCCGUCUGGCAGUGUGACUGAUGAACGAAUUGGAUGGGAGACUGACAGUGAUGAUAGUGAAGGCAGCUGGGAUCCACCGACGGGCUCAAUGACUGUCUGGGUUGGUAAUCUUCCCGAAGAUGUAACCGAUGAGGAUGUUGUCACGUUCUUCAAAAAUAUUCCGAUCAUGCGGGUCAAAAUCUCUUCUAGAAGACCUGAUCGACGACCUACUGCAUACGUUGAUGUUCCACACGCCGAUGCAUUGGAACGUGUAUUGAGAUGUAGUGGGGAACGGAUUCGAGGGUCUCGCCUUAAGAUUGAGUAUGAUCCAACUCGGCUAGCCAAGAUUCGAGAUGCACGAGCUAGUAAAAGAGAAUCACGUAGACAGAGUCGAGCUGCCUCUGUGGAAUCUACUCCUGUUGUGUCACUGAGUGCGACUGGUGAGCUUGCUGGUAUUGCACCGAGACCCGGAUCCACUCUUGCUCAUAGGAGACCUGCUCAACUUGCAACGAUACCACCACGACAUGAGAAUUCACGCAAAGGGUCUAUAUCCUCUAGUUGGAGACCUGAUAUAUCGGCACCUCCAUAUGUACCCGAAUCAGUAAAUAUAGAUCAUGGAUCACCACCAUUAGCACCUAUACCAUUGCCUCCAUCUUCAGGACAUCCAAUGAAUGCGUACCCACGGUCAAAUGCCUACUUGUCAGUCCAACAUCCACCGCGAUUUGGUGGCGGUCCAACUUCAGCUCCAGCUACAGCAGCACCAUGGAGAGAAGGAGGAGGAGGACCACAAUCUCGAUCAGUGUCAUCGUCAUCAUCUCGAUCGGAUUAUAGACCAGCAGAUCCUAGUCCACAGCCACCGAACUCGGUGCUUCAAACAGCAGCACCUGCUGGUUGGAAGAACGGUAGUAUUCCUAUGGCGACUUGGGAUUCACCACCACGUAAAAAUAGGACAUCUUUCUCUACAGGUGCUCAUUGGGAUCGACCUCAUCAUGACCAAGGGCCUGUAGCUGUAGUUGGAUGGGAGACGUCUUCAGUAGUUAUGCCCGUUGCGACUGCUCAGAUGGGAGGAGCAGGAUCUGGCUAUUCAUGGAGUAACAAUAGUAAUAAUAACUGGACUGAUGAGUCAUGGGCUACUGCCAAUACAUCAUCAGGCAGUUGGGCCGGAGCAAAUGAUCGCAAUGCUUCUUGGAAUAGCAACAAUAAUAGUAAUAAUAUGCCGUUGGCUGGUGGUAUGGCUGGUGCUGCAUCCGCUACUCUUCCACAUCGAUCUUGGAAUGCCUCACCAGCCGCAAAUGUAUCGGCAUCAGUAUGGGUUGAUGGAUCAGAAUCAGAUCAUGGACAAUGGACACCACCGACUCCAGUGUCUGAAGAAGAUUUAUGGCGGAUGGAUGCUGCUGAGCACGCCGCCAUUUUGGGUAACAGUAAUAGUAAUUCUAGUAGUAGUAUUCAUAGUAGUAGCAAACGAGUCAAUUCGUUUGGAGGUGAGACUUGGGUUGGAGCAGAUACUCGCGGUGGAGGUGGUAAUCGUGAUAUGAGUGGUGGUAGUGGUCAACCAUGGGAAAGGUCUCCACACCUUUUAUCCAAUUCUGCACUACCACCAGCACCAUGGUCUGAUAAGCCAUUCAUCAAUAAUUUACCACGCCCUUCGUCUUCUGCAUUUACGGCAGUUCAACCUAAUAAUAGCAAAAUGAUGUCUGGUAGUGCACUCCCUGCUGGUGGUGGUAGUGGAUGGAGUUCAACUGCUUCGUCCCCACGCCGACAUAGUAUAGGUGGUGGUGUUUCUACGACAUCGUCUCUGCAUCAUCAGGCUUCAUCAUCAGGCUUGGGUAAUGGAUGGGACGCUGCUGGAUUUGAUAAUGUACAGUGGAAGGGUCAGCCAUCCAUGCAACCUGCUAUUGGUGGUUUGGUUAGUGGAGCGUCUUGGACUUGGAAGUGA